AUGAGUCGGUUAUCUUUUGUAAAUAUUCCUUUCCGAAAUCGUGAUGCUUUUAUUCAUCUGUCUAUUUCUGUUACGGUGAGAAUCCUGAAGUUCACUUUUAACUACAUUAUUCUCUUGCUGCCAAGGCAACAAGAGAAUCAAACUUUCAAUUCAGAGGUUGGUCUUCAAGCAUUCUUUGGCAGCAGUCAUCUAUCAUGUCUGAAGAGAGAGGAUUUCGCAGAGAGUCGACUUGGCCCACCAGAAAGGCUUGUCAAUGGCAUUUCUGGUUUUUGCACAGGUCUGAGUCACGGAAACAAGCUCCCCGAAAAUAAGGGUAAGGUAUCUUACAUCUUUCCGUCACCUGUACCCCAUCCGUCGCACUUUUUCGAGAGUGAGGACGGAGUUGAUAGUGGUGUGAUCAGACCGGAGGAAUCUUGUCGAUGCUUUUCGUUGGAUGAGAUACUCAUAUCCACUAACAACUUCGACGAGGCGUUAGUCAUUGGGAAGGGAGGAUUUGGUAAGGUAUACAAAGGGUUCAUUGACGAUGGUGCUAUGAUUGUUGCCAUAAAGCGGUUGAAUGCCGAGUCCAAGCAAGGUGCGGGAGAGUUUUGGACAGAGGUCAAGAUGCUUUCGAAACUCCAGCAUACUAAUCUCGUUGGGUUGAUUGGCCUCUGCAAUGAGCGUCAGGAGAUGAUCCUUGUUUACGAAUAUAUAUCUCAAGGGACCCUAGCUAGUCAUCUCUAUAGAAUUGGUAGACCAGCGAGUGGUAAAAGGAUUUCUCCUCUCACUUGGGAGCAAAGGCUCGACAUAUGUAUUGAUGCCGCACGCGGAUUAAACUACCUUCAUAGCGGUACCGAUCGAACUUUCAUACACCGGGAUGUGAAAACCACAAAUAUUUUGCUAGACGAAAAUUGGAUAGCCAAGAUUUCGGAUUUUGGGUUGUCCAAGGGCACUAAAAGUCAUUUAACAACCCAUAUAAGCACAAAAGUGAAAGGCACAUUCGGGUAUUUUGAUCCAGAUUAUUUCAUAACCCAGAGACUAACCCCAAAAUCUGACGUGUAUGCCUUUGGCGUAGUGUUAUUGGAAGUGCUGUGCGGGAGGCCAGCUUUGGAUACAAGUCUGGAGGAAGAACAAAUCAGCUUAGUCGAUUGGGUUCAACACUGCAUCGAGAAGAAAAAGCUCGACGAACUCAUUGAUCCCUCUCUCGAUGAGCAAAUAUCUCCGUGUUGUUUGAAGUCUUUCGUUGGGCUCGUUGUAAAUUGUUUGGAAAAGAGACCAAGAUCAAGGCCUUCGAUGGCUGAAGUGUUGCGCAGCCUUCAGCACGCUUUAGCAUCCCAACAAAAAGGAAGAUCAUACCGUAUAGGUUAUAAGGUUGCAAGGGUUUUAAGUGUUACCGUCAAACCACUUUUCCACCAUCUUUCCUAA
This is a messenger RNA of Rhododendron vialii, 1404 nucleotides long. Its product is annotated as receptor-like protein kinase FERONIA. Gene Ontology annotation, biological process: protein autophosphorylation. The record is from RefSeq and is a predicted model, not a curated record. Gene Ontology annotation, molecular function: ATP binding; transmembrane receptor protein tyrosine kinase activity. Gene Ontology annotation, cellular component: plasma membrane; plasmodesma. Bases 1 to 1404 code for a protein of 467 amino acids. The transcript is spliced from 4 exons. Lineage: Eukaryota; Viridiplantae; Streptophyta; Magnoliopsida; Ericales; Ericaceae.